UUUGCCGUGGAGGCUCUGUGCACGCCACAUUGACAGACUUGCGACUGAUGUGCGGAUUUUUGCAGAUGCCUUCAUCCCAACCCUGCUUUUUAUGGUGUCGCUGCUCACAUUAACGGCCGAGCGACCCUCAGAGCUCAGGAACCCUCACUCCGCGACACUGCCCACUUUUCCUUCUCCUCCCUGUUUGUCCCGCCCAACUCAGAAGUCUAGUUUGAUUCAGGACUUUCAGACUUUGAAGCUUCUGAUGCACACGAAAUGCUUCCAGGACUCUUACAAGUCUGCUGUUAGCCAUUUAAAAAAAAAAUUCUGAUAAAUCUUCUGUUUAAAAGUCCGUGGACUGAGACUGAGUGAAGCUACAAGGACACAGCUUCACACUAACGGCACUCAGGAUGUGGCAACGUUUUAUUUUGACAACAGAUGCGAUUAUUGUGCUGCUGACCUGCGUGUUCUCCUUCAACGUGGACCAGAAGAACAGUUUGUCCUUCUCUGGACCGCUGGAAGAUAUGUUCGGCUACACUGUCCAGCAGUUUGAGAACAGCGAGGGAAAAUGGGUUCUGAUUGGAUCUCCGCUGUCAGGACAGCCGAGUAAAAGAACCGGAGACGUCUACAAAUGUCCCGUGGGGAGAGAUAACAACAACUGCAUCAAACUGGAGCUGCCCAAAAACACAACCAUUCCCAACUUGCGUGAAGUGAAGGAAAACAUGACCAUGGGAAGCACACUGGUAACGAAUCCCAAAGGAGGAUUUCUGGCGUGUGGUCCUCAGUAUGGCUACAAGUGCGGCCCGCAGCAUUUCAUCUCAGGAGUUUGUACGAAUGUCAGCUCUUCCUUCCAGAUCCUCAACUCUUUUACAAAAUAUCAAGAGUGCGGGAAGGAGAUGGACCUUGUGAUCGUGCUGGAUGGAUCUAACAGUAUCUACCCCUGGUCGAGUAUUCAGGAGUUUCUCUAUAAGUUCAUUGGGAGACUUGAGAUCGGACCUAAACAGACACAAGUGGGCAUUGUGUCUUAUGGCGAGACCGUGAGUCAUCAGGUCAACCUGAGCCAGUUUGACAACAUGCCUGCUUUGCGGGGUUUUGUCCAAGUCCUUCCUCAGCACACUGGCACCAAGACGAUGACUUUCCUGGGCAUUGAUACUGCCAGAGAGGAAGCCUUCAUGCCAGAGCGUGGUGCACGACCUGGAGUUAAGAAAGUCAUGGUGAUUGUGACUGAUGGAGAAUCACACGACUACUAUAAUCUACAAAAGGUCAUCAAAGCUUGUGAGCAUGAUGACAUUGAGAGAUUUGGCAUCGCUGUUUUGGGGGACUACGGUCGCCAGAACAAAUCUCUAUCAGAGGUGCAAAAGUUUAUCAAAGAGAUCCAGAAUAUCUCCAGUGAACCUAUCCAAGACCACUUCUUCAAUGUGUCUGAUGAGGCUGCUUUAGUGAACAUUGUGGAUACACUGGGAAGCAGGAUUUUGGCCUUGGAAGCUACAAGUGGAAAUUCCACUUCCCCCAUUCAGAUGGAGAUGUCCCAAACUGGGUUUAGUGCUCACACCUCAAACGAAGGUGUGUUACUGGGAGCAGUGGGAGCUUAUGAAUGGAACGGGACAGUGGUAAUGUACACUCCUGGAGGAGACGUGGUUCCAGGGAAAGAUGCUUUCUUUGACCCACUGAAAGAGGCUAGGAAUGAAAGGCUGGCCGCGUACCUCGGGUAUGAUGUGCAGUCAGCAUCCACGUCUGAGGGAGAGCUGUACAUCACAGGUGCACCGCGCUACAACCACACCGGCCGCGUUGUUAUCUAUCGACUCGAUGAAAACAACAGAAUCGUCAUCUCGCAGAUACUGAAAGGAGAACAGAUUGGUUCCUACUUUGGCAGCGUCCUUCAGACUGUUGACGUGGAUAAGGAUUCCUUGACUGACCUGCUGUUGGUUGGAGCUCCAAUGUACAUGGGCCCAGAAAAAGAUGAGCAGGGACGAGUCUACGUCUACAGGCUCAAGAAUAACAAAUUUAAGCAUGAGUAUACUUUAAAGCCUAUUAAUCAGUCCUGCUGUACGCUCCAAUCAGCCGGCUGCACCAAUAAAAACGAGCCAUGCGGCGCCCGGUUUGGUACAGCCAUUGCAGCAGUGACAGAUCUUAACCUUGAUGGGUAUAAUGAUGUGGCGAUUGGUGCGCCUUUUGAAAAUGACCACAGAGGGGCUGUCUACAUCUAUCACGGAGACCAGAAAUCACUCAAAAAGAAAUUUGUACAGCAUAUUCCUGCAGGUGGCGAUGGCGAAAAGGUGAAAUUCUUUGGUCAGUCCAUACAUGGAGUCAUGGAUCUAAAUGGAGAUGGAAUCACUGAUAUCACUAUAGGAGGUCUGGGAGGGGCCUCGCUGUUCUGGUCCAGAGAUGUUGCAGAGCUGCAUGCCAGCAUGACUUUCAACCCCUCUAAAGUCAACCUCCAGCAGAUUGAGCACCAGUGUGAACACGGCAAUAGGAAAUCUAUUUGUGUGAAGACCAACUUGUGCUUUACCUACAGAGUCAAAUCCAACCAGCCGACUGUAAAAACAACUGCAAAUAUGACCUAUACUAUAACACUGGACAGUCUGCGUGCCACAUCCAGGGCCUCAUUUAUUAGCAAAGAUUUAAAAAAUGACCGCAGGACUACAGAGAAGUUCACCAUCAUGGACGGAACGAAAGAAUGCAUGGAGAAAACCUUCAUGAUGUCGGAACGGCUAGACUUCCGAGGACCUCUGACUGUGUCUGUGGAGUUCGGAAAAGCUGAUGAAGAAGGUCCUGUGCUGGAUGAAAGUCUUCCCAAAUCCAUCAAUGCCAAUAUUACUUUAAUGGACUGUGGAAACAAAACUCAGACGUGCGUUCCUGACCUCUCCCUGAAGGCUAAAUGUGAUGAGCAAAGUAAAUUGAUCAAAGAAAAGGAAAUCAUUUAUUUGAAUAUCACCGUUAAAAACCUCAAAGACAAAGCUUAUAACACCAACGUGAAAAUCAACUUUACACAAAACAUCAACUUUGUGAACGUAGAGCCAGAUACAAAGACGACCACUGUAAAUGACACCGAAGUGAGCAUUGAGGUGGGGUACCCCUUCUUGGGAAACAACGAAGAGGAAACAAUAACAGUGAAAUUUGAGGUGAAUCUCAAAUAUUUUCAGAAGGAAAUUGAGUUCACCGUGACAGCUACAAGUGACAAUGAAGAAGAUUUCUCUACCAUGCACGACAACAGAGCGACUAUCUCCAUCCCUGUCAAGUAUGACCUUGGACUCACGUUCAAAGUAGAUGUAAAGUCGCCUUUGAACAACCACAUUGAAAUAACACAAGAGGAUAAGUACCCCUCGGAAUUCAGUGACAUCAGUAUGAUUGGAGAAGAGGUCAACAUCACCUACACGGUGGAAAAGUUACGUGACGGGGUGACUCCAACCCUUGGCCUUGAAGUGAAAUAUCCUUUUGAGUCUCCGAGGAAGAACACGUUACUGUACCUGACGGACGUCACCUACUCAAAUAUGAUGUGUGACACAAAAGGACAGAUCGAUCUUUUUAAAAUUAACUCAGAGGUUAAAGAGGUGAAAGUGGAAAAAGAGACGCUCAGUAACUACCUGCUGCAAGACAGCCACACAAAGUUUGAAUCGUUUAACUGCUCGAUUUCUGAAGGCCAAAAGAUCGCUCAGCUCAACGUGGCGUUCAGAUUGUGGAAACCUACGUUUAUCGAGAGCGAGUUUUCCGGUCUAUACUUGGUGGUGAACGGGACUUUGGACAUCAGGAAGCAGGAGGACGUGUUUGAAGUGAACAGCAACGACAUGACCAGAAGUGUCAGUAUCCAGGUUUCCAAAGAUACUGUCAGAGGAAUCCCGUUCUGGAUCAUUAUCGUCAGUAUCCUGAUAGGACUGCUCAUCUUAGCACUCGUUAUCUUCAUUCUGUGGAAGUUUGGCUUUUUCAAGAGAAAAUCCAGGGACUAUCCAAAGGAGGAAGAGGCAGAGUGACGUAUCCAAACAGCCACCCACCAUCAGGACCUACAAACUAACAGACAGACAUAGGAAAUGCCAUAAGACCCACUGAUAUUAGUGCUGUGACAGAUUGACUGCCUGGAAAACAAAACAACACAAACAGCAUUAUCUUCACUGAUUCCUGCACUGGCAUUUAUCAGGUAAAGCUUGCAAAUACUUCUCAACUCUUUGAUUUUCCAAGCGCUAGAUUAUAACACUGGAGCCGAAAUGAAACUGGCUCACACGCGGAGACGAACACACUGACUAUACAGAAGUAUUUGCACAUGCUAUUUGUUCAACAUGACCAACAAACAGUAACAGUACGCAUCAAGUCCCAUCAAGCAGUUCAAGAAGAGGAGCCAGAGGCGGGACGGAGGAGACCAUCACUUGCAAGGCACCAAGUUGGCCAAAAAAGCACCAUCUAACCAACUAACUCUGUGACAUACAGCAGAAAUCCAAAGGCUUCAGAGCUCCUGCAGCUGCACUCCAGCUUUAGAGGCAAAAAAAGUACUCAGGUUUUUUCACAAUGAGGAUCCAAAGUUGCUACUUUUAUGCACGCUUCUGAGACAAUAUGUGAACUUUCCGUGUGUUGGACCAGUCUGUCUGAUAGCUUACACCUUUGUGUGAAACUCUUUUGCUUGAUUAGGUUUUUGAAACACUGUAUUAGGUAUUAAGUAGUUGUUGUUCUUGCUGAAUUUAAACAGUAUAAAAUGGCACAUUUUUAAUGUCAAAAUGUUUGUUAAAGACCAAAACCUGAAUGCAAUUGUUAUUUUUUUACUUAAGAAAAGUUGCAGUCUGUAAUUAAUCUGUCAUCACCUCGGUUACCAUGGAGAUACAGACUGCCGCGUCCUCAAAAUCCAAAUCUUUGAUUGUACUGUAAAUAUAUCUGGUCACAAAUGUAAAGCUUAACAUGUACAGGAUCGUGUUUGGAUUUAAUUUAAUGUUUGUUUGUUUUUUGGGGGGUUUUCAGAUCGGUGGUCAGAGAAAUGAUUUUGCUCAGGUGCUACAAAUAUCAUGAAUAAUGACAUAAAUAUACACAAUUUACACUCGAGAAAAUGAUAUGGCUUUUGUCACAUUUUCAGUGCUAAGAUGUAUGCAGAUAUGUAAAUAAUGGUAUUUUUUGAUUAAAAGUAUUGAAAGUAUAAUUACUCCGUAGUGAAAUAUAUAUAUAUAUAAAGACGAGGGUUUGUAUCCACUAUUUUGGUUUCAUUUGAUUGAAAAUGAUAUUUCGAACCUGUUGAAUGACUGUGUUCUGAAUGCCGAGGCUGAGAUAUCACAGCAGAUACUUUGAUUUCCUUUUAACUUGCAAAAUAGGAACUUAAUAAUCAUCCAGUUUAGAAAUAUAUGUCCAACUGUUCACUAGUUUCCUCUAUGUUGUAAAGGGAUUCUCUGGUGGCUGUAGUGUGCACAAAGCAUAGCACACUCUAGGCUUUCUCUUGCUUUAAAGUACCUUAUUUGUACCUUUUUGUUUCCAAAGUUUGCACAGCUGCCCGAUAUUUUAGAAGAGAUUAUAAUCUGAAUUGAGGAGAAACAUAUUCUAGCCUCUUUUUGUAGCGUUUUCCCCUCAUAACUAUGUCUUAAUGCUGAGGGAAAUAAGCAACAAUAAGAGGCAGCUCUUCUGUUUCUUAAUACUCCUCAGCUCUCACUCCACUGGUGACAUUAAAGCACAUGUAAUAAAUUGUAUAUAGAGAAUGUGUAGCUGUUAGUCAAUUUUUGGAUUGUGUGGCCACGUUGGGUUCACGCACGAGGGUGGAGUUCACCUCUCUUUGUUCAGUCAGAGCUUACUUACAGAUCACAACUCCGAGGAACUGUAGCAAGCAAAGUGAGCUCCAGCCCAGCCUUCUACACUGCUGUGAAAUCUUCACUGUAAUGCACUGGUUUGUCAGAGUGUAUGUGUCCUCAUUAGCACAGAUAUAUGAACUGAAUCUGAUGUACAAAAAAAUAAAUAAUUUUUAUAAAGAA
Molecule: messenger RNA, 5912 nt
Organism: Pundamilia nyererei
Lineage: Eukaryota; Metazoa; Chordata; Actinopteri; Cichliformes; Cichlidae
Gene: itga1
Product: integrin, alpha 1
Exons: 30
Coding region: 390-3947 (1185 amino acids)
Biological process (GO): cell-matrix adhesion; cell-cell adhesion; integrin-mediated signaling pathway
Cellular component (GO): external side of plasma membrane; integrin complex
Molecular function (GO): integrin binding
Source: RefSeq, a predicted model, not a curated record